Messenger RNA from Sphenostylis stenocarpa, 1308 nucleotides. Lineage: Eukaryota; Viridiplantae; Streptophyta; Magnoliopsida; Fabales; Fabaceae. The record is from the annotation of a GenBank genome assembly.
AUGUCCACAUCCUCCAACGUGGUGGUUCUAGACAACGGCGGCGGGUUAAUCAAGGCGGGCCUCGGCGGCGAACGCGACCCCUCCGCUGUGGUCCCCAACUGUCUCUACCGCCCCCCGGCCUCCAAGAAAUGGCUCCACCUGACCUCCCGCGACGAGGACCUGACGUCUGCCGCCGUCCGCCGCCCCAUGGACCGAGGAUACCUGAUAAACCCGGAGCUGCAGCGGGAAAUCUGGUCGCACCUCUUCUCAUCCGUCCUCCGCAUAAACCCCUCGCAGUCCUCGCUCCUCCUCACGGAACCCCUCUUCACGCUCCCCUCCAUCCAGCGCUCUCUCGACGAGCUCGUCUUCGAGGACUUCAACUUCCGGGCCCUAUACGUGGCUCAUCCCCCCGCCCUCGUCCACCUCCACGAGGCUACCCGCCGGCCCAGUGGGCUUCUCUCCCGGGCUCAGUGCAGCCUCGUCGUCGACGCAGGGUUCUCCUUCACCCACGCCUCUCCCGUCUUCCACAACUUCCCUCUCAAUUAUGCCGUGAGGAGGAUUGACUUGGGCGGCAAGGCCCUCACCAACUACCUCAAGGAACUCGUUUCCUUCCGCUCCGUCAACGUCAUGGAAGAGACCUUCAUCAUCGACGACGUCAAGGAGAACCUCUGCUUCGUCUCCCUCGACAUCGACCGCGACCUCACCAUCGCCAGGAAGAGUGGGAAAGAGAAUCUGUUCAGGUGCACCUAUGUGCUUCCGGAUGGUGUCACACACACAAAGGGGUUUGUUAAGUAUCCAGACCAGGCACGGCGGUAUUUUGCAUUGAGGGACAAUAACCAUCCUUCUUCGGCACCAGUGGAGGCAGAGGGGGACACGAAUUGCUCAGAAAUUGCUGAGCAGCCGGGGGACAGAAAGAGAGUUGAUUUGCCAAAAAAUGAGUUUGACUUGACAAAUGAACGGUUUCUUGUGCCAGAGAUGAUCUUCCGUCCUGCUGAUUUGGGAAUGAACCAGGCUGGGUUAGCAGAAUGCAUUGUUCGAGCUGUUAAUGCAUGCCACCCAUAUCUCCAUCCUGUACUCUACGAAAGCAUCAUAUUAACCGGUGGAAGCACCUUAUUUCCUCAGUUUGCUGAGAGAUUAGAGAAAGAGCUUCGGCCUCUAGUUCCUGAUGACUAUCAUGUGAAGAUAACAGCCCAAGAAGAUCCCAUACUAGGUGUUUGGCGUGGAGGGUCACUGUUGGCAUCGAGUCCAGAUUUUGAAGCAAUGUGUGUGACGAAGUCUGAGUAUGAGGAGCUUGGUUCUGCUAGAUGUCGCAAGAGAUUCUUUCAUUAA